Ochlerotatus camptorhynchus is the source of this 1607-nucleotide messenger RNA. RefSeq names its product phenoloxidase-activating factor 3-like. The transcript is spliced from 4 exons. Lineage: Eukaryota; Metazoa; Arthropoda; Insecta; Diptera; Culicidae. Gene Ontology annotation, molecular function: serine-type endopeptidase activity. Gene Ontology annotation, biological process: proteolysis. The record is from RefSeq and is a predicted model, not a curated record. The coding region runs from base 32 to 1456 and encodes 474 amino acids.
GAAGCUGAGGCAUUGUCCCAAAAUCCUGGAGAUGCUGAGAACGCCCAAGUCCAGUUAUAGCAGCUUCAAUUCCAAGCUGAAAAGACUAACUUGCGGGUAUAGUAUGGGUCGUGAACCGAACAUCUGCUGCCCCUUGGACGACAGUUGGCUAGCGGACGAGGCAGAAUCAAGCAGUUCGCAACCCGGACCCAGUUUCGGAGAUCGUAGGAACUCCUUUGGAGACCCGGGCAAUCUGAAAUACUUGCAAAAUGGGCCAAAUCAAUUUGAAUUUUCAAAUAGCCGAAAUACGGCGAAAAACAACUUCAUCACUUCGUUCGAAGAUCCAAAGACCAUGAAGAACUGCCCACCGGUGAUCUCUCAGGAGGAUGAAUUCAAGCGACCCACGACGAAGGUCUAUGUGGCGCCAGCUAUUCGUCGGAGAACUACUACCACUCCUUCCCCUCCUCCUCCUCCUCCUCGUCGCACAACUACCACCACAACCACCACGACUACCACUACAAGGGCACCACUAAGAUCAGUUUUUGGUGAUACCAGGACCGGUGAUGAAGUGAUCACCAUUGAACCGGUGACCAGUUUUCCGGUGGUUGACGCUACGGAUCGUCUGGUGGCCACCGUACCGCCACCGAUCAUCAACGAUGCACUGUGUGGAUUGUCCGUAAAUACUCGGAUCAUUGGCGGAGAGACGGAAAUUCCCGGACAGUUCCCCUGGAUGGCACGAUUGGCCUACCGAAAUCGAACCUCAGGCCGAGUGACUUAUCGUUGCGCGGGAUCUCUCGUCACCAACCGACAUGUGAUCACGGUUGCACACUGCGUGACCAACUUGAUCGACGAGUUAGAAUUACUGAGCGUACGGCUAGGUGAUCUUGAGUGUAAUUCGGUAACGGACAAUCGGUGCAACUCACGCUACCAGGAUUUUGCGAUCGAGCGCUUGAUACCGCACGAGAACUACGACACUCCGAAGUAUGCCAACGACAUUGCUCUGGUUAAACUGCUGCAAACAACUGAAACCUACAACAUCUUGAGUCCGCUUUGUCUACCGAUGGAUCAGUACUGGAGCUACGGAAGAAACCUAACCGGAAGGAUGGGCAUCAUUGCCGGAUGGGGUUCCACCAGCAAUCGAAACAACUCCCCGAGUCCAACGCUCCAGUGGCUCCGUCUUCCGAUCGUGGACACAAUGCAGUGCGCCACGUCGUACGCCCGCUACAGUGUCAACUCGCGCAACCCUAUCAUCGUUUCCGGCAACCAAAUGUGCGUCCAAGGCCAGGAGAACAUGGACGCCUGCCAGGGUGACUCGGGAGGGCCACUCAUGAACGAAGCCAUCUCCAGCCGGGACCGGUUCGUCCUGCUCGGUCUAGUCUCGUUUGGGCCUCGUACCUGCGGUGUGUCCAACUUUCCCGGGGUGUACACCCGGAUCUCGUCCUACAUCGGUUGGAUCCAGCGGCAGGUAGAGCUGUAACGUCGCGAUCGUUCGCUCUUAGUCUCUAGUGUAGUAACCAAAUUGUAAAUAGCUCAUUUUUCAAUUCGAACGAAAGAUUAUUGCCGCUAGGGUAAUCAAUUGAAAUCAGAAAUAAAAUCGAAACGUGACUGAAGUAAAUGUAUGAAAACGA